UCUUUGCGCGCAACCGCCCAUCCGAGGACGAGCAGGCUUUCUGUGUUUGAAUGAAAACUCGUCUUACUGGUGGCUCAGAGUUUUAAAGCGGUGCGUCUGCAGAGCUUGUCUAAUGUUAGAUCAGUGGACCAGUUGUAGGUUUAACCCAACUAAUGAACUACCAGCGAGUCAUUGCAAAGAUAAUAUAAUAUAAGAGCCAAUGCAUUCAUUGUUUACCCAAUUGUCACUUCAGAAAGCUUUACACGUGGCUCACUACCUCUCCUGCUCGACGUUUAUUUCCAAGUUUCAGACUUGCUGUAUUUUUUUGUGAACAGUUUAUAACAAAAUAUACGCAGUUGUAUUAAAUACAGAUCAAAUACAGAGCAAUGUGUGGCCAAUUCUAAAAUGUGUAAAUAAAAUCUCUAAUUUGAAACAAGUGAAGCCUCACAUCUGUGAAACGUAUUUCUGCAGCAUCAGUGUAUCAGAAGCAGAUGGUCCUCUAUCUGCAGUUGCAUCGUCAGGCCUUCUGCAGCGCAUUUGUCAUCAUUAGAGCCAGUGACGCCUUUACACUGCACACACUCCAUUGUGGUUUGCUUUGUAGCACCCCCCUCUGUGUGUGACAGGCUGUGACAGCCAGUCCAUGUAUGGAGAGUGCACUUAGUGUUUCUAUGGAGACCAGUAAACUGUGCAGAGGGAAAUGGAAAGAAGAAAAGAAGAAUUGGAGGAGUUGGGACACAAAAAGCAUCCAGAGUAUGCACACAGACAGAGUUUUUAGAAGUUGGAUGUAAUUCUUCUACCAGCAGAGGAGAGCUGAUGCUUUACUGAACCAACACAUCAAAGAUGCCAAUUCAACCAAGGUCCUCUGCACACAACGCCAAGAUGAAGACUGCACUGAGUACCUGGACUCCUCUGAACCACCCGCUGUCCAACAGCAAGGUGUUUGACGAAAGGAGAAACCUUCUGGCAAAGUGGUUUGUCAGGUGGUCUGACAGCCAGAGGAGGGCGGUGCUGCAGGACUUCAUAAUGAGCUGCUCCAAAAAUCAGCUGAUGUUCCUGAGCCUCAGUGUGAGCAGACGGCUCCCCCUGCAGGCCGCAGACUUCACCUGCCUGCUUCCCAGAGCCCUCAGCCUCUACCUCUUCUCCUUCCUCGACCCACGCAGUCUCUGUCGUUGUGCCCAGGUGAGCUGGCACUGGAAGACCAUCAUGGAACUGGACCAGCUGUGGAUGCCAAAGUGUGUGAGGCUUGGGUGGUGCAUCAACUUCUCCCCCACACCGUUUGAGCAGGGCGUCUGGAAGAGACACUACAUCCACACUGUGCAGGAGCUGCGACUCAAAUACCUGCAGACUGCCUUUUACCAGCAGCAGUUGAUCCAUGUACAUGCUCCACAUGUAUCAGACAUCAGACAUGAAGACAGUAUGCAGCAUCCAGAAUCCAGCUCCCUGCAUCUCAGAGGCAUCUCCAGGAAGAAGCAGCAGUCUGCACCUCCACCAUGGAGAGACUCUGACAGAUAUCCCAAAGACACACUACGCUUCAACUACCUGGACAACAUGGAUCCCACUGAACGAGCACUCGAUGUACAAAUGAAAAUCCGAGCCUCCACAAACACGGGGAGGCCUACCGAUGUGAGCAAGAGAUCGAUCUCUGAGACAAACUACAAACUACGUAAAGCCAAAUCAAUGAUGUUCCUUAACUCUAACAGCAGACCCCAACAUCCUCUCCCCCCUCCUCCUCCUCCUCCUCCUCCUCCUCCUCCCCAUGAGACUAAAUCUCGACCGUCUUGGGCAGCUUGCCUUCAUGACCACCCAGUCACCAAGGAGACCACCAAGAGCAUGGUGGACCUGGCCCAGUGGAAUGCUGGGAUAUGUCCCCGGCCUGUGAGGACAGUGGUGCCUCGUCUGAGUGUGGAGGCGCUCAGGGCUUCCCAGCGCUCUCACCGGAGUGUUCCCAGUGAACCGCUGUUUCAGACAUGGACUGUGCCGACCUCACACAUUCAAGAUACACGGUGAAGUAUGUCGCCACCAUCAGGAGAACAUCAGUACUGCAGCCCGAGGACAAGAUUCAGAGCAUCUGCUCCUAUCUGGAGUGGUUCAGUUUAUCAUGCACUUGUGGUGCAUUAAUCACUGCAGUUCUUGUGUGCGCAUAGAGCUGAACUGAGAUAAAAAGAGAGCUGAAAUGGAUGAUGUGUUUUAAACUUUAGACUUGAGUUUACACUUGGAAUAAAGAGCCAAUUUAAAAAAAACAUGUUAAACAAGGAUGUCCAACAUUUAAAUAUAGUAUGGGGCUUAAUUUCAAGACUUUUACAAUGUGUUUCCUUUUUUUACUGCAAUUAUUGUUUGAUAAUUGGGUCUUGAAUGUGUUUGUAUCUUAUGUAUUUUCACACAGUCCUGCUGUUUCAAUGUUGCUAACAAAAGCAGCAACUAGCCAUCAAAAGGCAGUCAGAAUAUAAAAAGAAGACUCUUAAACAGGAUACAUUUAAGUUUGAGACAAACUACAUUAUGGGCGUCAGGUGAGGACAGUAUAAUAAGCCGGCACUAAGUGUGUGUCACAUGUUGUAAAUAAGAAGAACAAAAGUAUAUUUAUAAGAAAUGUACCACCUUUAUUAUCCAAUCCACACAUACCAUUCAAUUUGCAAUACAAAGCCAAAGCAUCUUAUAUAAACAUGAGUCUGGACUCCAAAAAUAUUAAACACAGCUGUCAGUUUCAGACAGCUCUCAGGAUUCAAAACAACAUCUUGCAUACAACACACAGUAGCAUAUCUGUGGCACAGAGGGAAGCGUCGUGUACAUCAAUCCUGACAGAAGAUUUGUCUCUCUCCUUUAAAGCAACUUCAGUCAGAUAGGAAAUAUCAAUAUCAUGCAUACACCUCGCUCCGAGUCCCGCCCAUGUACAGUUUUCACUUAUUGCAUAUAAAACAUUGCAUUCAAAGUAUGGCUCACACACAUGAAUAUAUUACUAAAUACAAGAGGGAAGAAACAAACUUAAAGAAGAGUGAAUACCUUACAUGUUACUUCAAUGUCAACCAAAUGACUGUUAAUGUAUUCAUGAGAGUGGAUCUGUAAAUGUCCUGUUUGACUUCUGGGUGAAAUAAAAGUACUUCCUGUUGUGA
Notolabrus celidotus (New Zealand spotty) is the source of this 3086-nucleotide messenger RNA. It is a transcript of the gene fbxo16, whose product is annotated as F-box protein 16. The record is from RefSeq and is a predicted model, not a curated record. The transcript has 9 exons. Gene Ontology annotation, molecular function: protein binding. Bases 820 to 1986 code for a protein of 388 amino acids. NCBI's taxonomy places the organism in Eukaryota, Metazoa, Chordata, Actinopteri, Labriformes, Labridae.